GGUUACAGGAAGUUGUAGAGUCUGCCAUGUUUAGCUGCUUUGUUGUAGAUUUUUAUGUAGAUUUUGUGCAGUUUUAAAGAGUUGCAAUGGAGGCGAACUGGACUACGUUCCUGUUUCAGGCACAUGAAGCCUCUCACCAUCAGCACCAGGUGACACAUAAUGCUUUGCUGCCUCUUCUGAGCUCCACUGUUGAGCCACCUGAUCAGAAGCCAAUUCUGCCUAUACCACUGAAUCAAAAGCCCACAGAUUCGCUUUCACUGGAUCCCCUGAAGAACAUCACCAUCAAAAAAGAGAAACCCAAAAAUUCAUUCAUCUGCACUUACUGCAGCAAGGCAUUCCGUGACAGUUACCACCUGAGGCGUCAUGAAUCUUGCCAUACAGGUGUUAAGUUAGUGUCACGACCCAAGAAAACUCAAACAACAAUGAUGCCACUAAUUUCAACCAUUGCUGCCGACAGCCAACGAAACUCACUGGUGUCAACAAUUGCUGGCAUAUUGUCAACGGUCACUACAUCUUCUUCGACAAAUCCUGUAAGCAGUGGAAGCAGUACCAGCACUGGCAUGAGCACUAGCAUUAGCUCUGGCAUGAACAUGAACAAUGCUAUUAACACUGGCAUGAACAGCAGCAUUGGUUCUGGCAUAAGCACUAGCAUUGUUUCUGGCAUAAACACUAGCAUUGGUUCUGGCAUAAACACUAGCAUUGGUUCUGGCAUAAACACUAGCAUUGGUUCUGGCAUAAACACUAGCAUUGGUUCUGGCAUAAGCACUAGCAUUGGUGCUGGCAUAAGCACUAGCAUUGGUGCUGGCAUAAGCACUAGUAUUGGUGCUGGGAUAAACACUAGCAUUGGUGCUAGCAUGAACACUAACAUCGGUGGUAUAAAUAGCAUUGCUGCUGGCAUGAACACUGGCAUUGGUCCUGGCAUGAACACUGGUAUAACUGGCAUGAUUAUGCCCCCAGUUCCACCACCUCCUCCUAAGAAGCCAAGCAAGCCUGUCAAGAAGAACCAUGCGUGUGAAAUGUGUGGAAAGGCAUUUCGUGAUGUGUACCAUCUUAACCGGCAUAAGUUGUCUCACUCUGAUGAGAAGCCAUUUGAGUGCCAUAUCUGCAACCAGCGUUUCAAGAGAAAGGAUCGCAUGACCUACCAUGUGAGGUCUCAUGAAGGAGGCAUCACCAAACCGUACACUUGUGGUGUCUGUGGUAAAGGUUUCUCAAGUCAGAUAACUACCAUGAAGUGUAGUCAGUUGCUGACUGUCAUCACCUUGCAUUCCCAUGGGGAGAUUUCAGGGGUGGUCUUAUCCGUAUGUUUUGGUACACUUGAUGAUAAAAUACCAGAAACUCGUGACAUGUGCCAGCAGGUGUCUUCUGUUUCACAAACCCCGGUUACAGUUGCUACUCCAUUCAGUAUAGCAUCGUCUGUCUCUGCUGGGACAGUCACAAACCCAGUUACUGCUGUUGCAGCUGCCAUGAGCAUGAGGAGUCCGGUAAAUGUGUCCAGUGCUGCAAGUCUUGCGGCUUCAAUGAAUAUAGGUCAUCCAGUCACUAUAACGUCACCAAUUACAAUGGCAUCUCCAUUGACUCUUACAGCACCUGUCAGUAUACCAACACCUGUGACUGCUCCAGUAAACAUACCACAUCCUGUCACUAUAACAACACCAAUGAAUUUACCAACACCCAUGACUUUAGCAGGACCACUCAAUAUAGCAAUGAGGUCAAUGGAGAGCAUGCCAUUCCUUUCUCAAGCCUUGCCGUCCUCUCCACCAUGGUGAAGAAUUGGAACUUAACAGUAUUAAUUCUUUAUUUUAACCAACUGGCUACCAGCAGCUUACCUGAUGUAAAUGAUGACCGAGCUGAACUGGUUGGACCUUGCAAUGGGAUCAAGAUUCCUCCUUUGUAAAUGUAUGCCAUACAUUUCACUGAUGGUUUUAUUCUGGUCAUUUGGGGCUAGUGUCCAUUACAUUUCACUGUGUUGUUGCAUUUUGAGAAAUGCAGCUGUAUUUGUUUCACUGUAUUAACUUAUAGCUUUAAAUGCUAAACUAGCCCAUUAUUGUGAGUAACACUAACAGACUAUACUUAUCAUUCAGUGGUUAUAUGGAUGAUUCUUUUAAUGGCUUUUUAAUAGGAUGAGAUCUGGUGAAACUGCUGGUGCAUAGGUAUAUUUUAUAUGGAAAUGCAUUUCUGCAAAAUAAAAUUGGAAUGUAUUUCUAGGGAAUAUGCAUUGCACCUUGGAAAUAUGGUAAUUUCAGGCAGCAUUCCCUAUGGGAAGGGUGUUUUAACAGGAUUGAUAUGCAAAGCAUACGUAACUUAUCAUAUAAUUUAUAAGUUUCAUAAGUAUAAUAGGGGUUGUGACCUGACGUUCGGAAGUGUAAAUAUUCUUCAUAUUACUUAAUGGAGUGUUGCAUUAUAGCCAGUGUUUCAUGAACUGUUGCAUAUGCAUUUCUGAAAGACAGAUGGCAUGAGGGGAUUGCAUUUAAAUGUUAAAAUGAACCUCACUGUGGUUGCAUUAAAAAUCCCUUCAUAAACUGGCAAGAAUUAAUUUCCAAAUGCACUAAAAUGUGCAUUACAGAAGCAAUAUUUAAACUGGAAUACUUCUGAGUCCCUUGAUUUAAAACUGAUGAUGCUACAGUGCUUAUUUCAUACAAUAUUGUAUUAAGGUUUAAUGUUAUUCUUUUUAUGCUAACCACUAACUAAAGGACAUACUCCACAACAGAAGUAAACCACCUCUGUGUAUAAUUGUUUUUAUGGAAAUGUGCAUUCAGCCUUGUAAAAGUAGCAUUUUGCAUAUUUUACAUUUUAGCACUUUCUUGACAUAUUUUGUGAAAUUUACCAAAUACUGUUGUAUUAUCAGUCACACAGCGAGUCCGUCUGUAAAACACAGUGCCACACCGUGGCAUAGUUGUUUUUUACUUCUCAAGUUAGUUUGUUCUUUUUUUUGUUGUCCUUGCACCUUCAGCAUUUUAUACACGGUACUAAACACUGCUUUAAGUUGAGUCACAUUUUUCUAAUGAUUCCUGACUUGGGGUUCAGAGUUGCAAUCUGGAAAUGUACUUUUUUUUUUUUUUUUUUUUUUUUUUUUAAGACUUGCCACUGUGCCUCAGUUUACUACAUCUUUGUGAAAUAUGCAUUCCUGACGUGAGUGAGGGACGUUUAUUUCUAUUUUAUUACAGAAUUACAUUCUUGGGGCUUGAACUGCAUCAUAAGUUAGAUCCUAGUGAAAAAUAAAUCAUUUUUUUAAGAGAACAUUUUUUGUACUUUAAGGAAAAUCACUUGUGUAAAGAUUUUGUAUAUAUAUGUGUAUAUAUAUAUAUAAAGGCUUAGGACUUUCUGUUUAGCAGAAAGGAAACACAUUCCUACACUUUUAAUGUAAAUGUUUGUUAAAUGGUCCCUGUAAACAUAUUAUAAUCUAGGUUUAUGUGCCUUUUUAUUUUAGUUGUCUCAAUAAAACUAUGAAACAUUGACUGAAGCCA
Molecule: messenger RNA, 3464 nt
Organism: Protopterus annectens (West African lungfish)
Lineage: Eukaryota; Metazoa; Chordata; Ceratodontiformes; Protopteridae
Product: vascular endothelial zinc finger 1-like
Exons: 4
Coding region: 87-1766 (559 amino acids)
Biological process (GO): regulation of transcription by RNA polymerase II
Molecular function (GO): RNA polymerase II cis-regulatory region sequence-specific DNA binding; DNA-binding transcription factor activity
Source: RefSeq, a predicted model, not a curated record